CACCGCGGAAGACUACAAAUUUCCCAGGGACACAUCCCAGCAGCCUCUGCGGGCAAGAUGGCCGCGCUGAGGGCAGAAGUUGAGGUGAGCUGGAAAUAGGCCUGGGCUCCCGGGCGGAGCGCCUCAAGAUCCCAGCCAACAAAUGCAGAUGAGCUCUGCUCGCCGCAGCCAUGAGGUCGUCCUGAUAGAACCUGUGCGCUGAUAGACAACCCCGGAAUUUUGCUGCCCUGGGCUGGAAGUUCCGGCAAGACUACAGAGUGAGCGCCGGUAAAGCAGCUCCUGUUCUGGCAGGUGCGACCCUGACUGCUCCAUGCCCGCGAGCACGGGGAGGCUGGGCUUCGCCCAGGGUCGUCCCCUCUGCUGGUUGCUGUGCGCUGUCACCUUAAAGCUCUGCCAAGCAGAGGCUCCCGUUCAGGAGGAAAAACUGUCCGUGAGCACCUCUACUUUGUCGUGCUGGUUGGUGGAAGAGUUCGUCGUGGCAGAAGAGUGUGCUCCGUGUUCUACUUUCCAGGCUAAAACCAUCCCCGAGUGUGGUUCUACGGGAUACAUAGAGAAAAUCACAUGCAGUGCAUCUAAAAAGAAUGAGUUCAAAAGCUGCCGCUCAGCUCUGAUGGAACAACACUUAUUCUGGAAAUUUGAAGGGGCUGUCAUAGUUGUGGCCUUGAUCUUUGCUUGUCUCGUCAUCAUUCGUCAGCGACAGCUGGACAGAAAGGCUCUGGAAAAGGUCCGGAAACAAAUUGAAUCCAUAUAACUACCCCACCAUCUAUCCUGGGUCUUAUAGACCAUGUUUUAACAGAAAGAGUGGAAUGGACUGGUUUGUGCCCUUGCUUCUUUGGAGUCUGUGGUGUUACACCCUUUCCCCAUCUUCCUCUUCACAUCACUCCUGAGCACAAUAAAAUAAAAGUCAAAUAA
This is a messenger RNA of Cavia porcellus (domestic guinea pig), 912 nucleotides long. It is a transcript of the gene Jtb, whose product is annotated as jumping translocation breakpoint. Bases 311 to 751 code for a protein of 146 amino acids. The record is from RefSeq and is a predicted model, not a curated record. Gene Ontology annotation, biological process: mitotic cytokinesis. The transcript has 5 exons. Gene Ontology annotation, cellular component: spindle; midbody; membrane. Lineage: Eukaryota; Metazoa; Chordata; Mammalia; Rodentia; Caviidae.